CAAUGGAAAACGAGCGGCGAGUGACAGCUGCCCAAUGGGGGCCGCCGACUCUCCCAUCCUGCGGAGCGGGGGGUGGGUAUCUCCCCGCCGCCGCCUGAGGAAUGUCAACUAUUCAACAUGGAGACGGCGGUUACCAGGCUCGAGACCAUGUUCCAGAAGGCAGAAUCUGAUCUGGAUUAUAUUCAACACAGACUGGAAUUUGAAAUAAUGAAAAGUCUUCCUGAUAAUCCCGCAGAAGAGGAGAAUCCAGUUGCUCUCUUGGAAAAGCUCUCGGUGGUGAAAUCUCGUUAUAAAACGCUAUGUAUGCAGCUGGAAAAAGUUUCCGCGGAGCAGAGAGAAUCCAUGAAGGGCAUCCGCGCUGCUCUCGAGAACACAAUGAAGAUGGUUCAGGCCUUACAGCAACAUACUGACCUCGAGCGCUUCCCUCUGUCAGAAGAAGAGCAGGCUGCAGCACAGCAGUUAACCUGCCGAACUGCUAAAGAAAUGGAAUCGCCAGCGGACGAGGCAUUUUGUUCAGGAUCUACAAUUCCUGGCUCAUCUGAAGAAUCACAAUUCAAACCACUGACUGAGGAAAUACUUUUGACUGUACCAAGGAGUGUCAGAAGUACUGUUAAAUUAGCAGACUUGAACAAUUUCUACAGGGAGUUAUUUAACCACUUCGUUGUAAAUAAGAACAGAGCAGCACUGAGUAUUUCGCAGAUGAACAAGAUGAAUAUGAAAGCCACGGACUCGAGAAUACAAAUCUUGAAAGAACUUGCUAUUGUGGAACUUGACAAGCAAGGAAAUGUUAAACUAAUUGUGUAAACGAAAGCUCAAGUCCAUUCUAAUUUGACACACAAGCGUCUUAGUCAUAGGUCCUGGAUUAUUAACAAGCAAGUUAUUUCUCUGGUGUCUUGGAGUUUUAAGUCCACUGUUGGAAAGCUGUUAGUGGUUUUGUGUCCAAAUUCUAUUUAUAAUACUUAAAACUGGAGAGUUAAAAAACUUUGAGAUUGGUAUUUUAUCUUGGAUAUUUACAGAACUACAGUCGAUGCCCUUUUUCUUGUUUUUUUUGGUUACUUUAAAGAGUACUGUUAGCCAUGUGACACUUCCAUAUUCUUGCUUACAUUCUUGAGUGGGUUUUUAAGACCAAUACCCCAAACAACUUAAUUGUACUUACAUUCCUGAAUAAAUGAUGAAAGCUAA
Molecule: messenger RNA, 1182 nt
Organism: Columba livia (rock pigeon)
Lineage: Eukaryota; Metazoa; Chordata; Aves; Columbiformes; Columbidae
Gene: SKA2
Product: spindle and kinetochore associated complex subunit 2
Exons: 7
Coding region: 118-804 (228 amino acids)
Biological process (GO): mitotic cell cycle; chromosome segregation; cell division
Cellular component (GO): outer kinetochore; spindle microtubule
Molecular function (GO): microtubule binding
Source: RefSeq, a predicted model, not a curated record